CGAUAGUGAAACGUGUUUGAGCAGUUAAGAAAAAAACCUUUUGGUCUAACAAACAGGACAAAAAUAAACAACUGAUAAUAAUUUGCAACAUAAAGUGCUGAUUGAACUAAUAUUAACGCUUUGUGGCAGCUUUAAUCGAUUUAUGAAAUGACAAAAUGUUCAAAUAAAUUUGCUAAGUGUGCAAUAUUUUUAGGAUUUUAAUGAGCUUUCAUUGCAAAAGUCAGAUGUGCUAUGUGCAAAAACAUUUAAUGAGCGCACUAAUUACACAAGUGUGAGUGGAAAAGCAGCGAGCAGUGUGUGCGAGCGAGCAAGAGAGAGGGAGAAAGUAAAGCGUAUGGAGUAGCGCAAAACUAAAUCAAUCAAUUAGAGCCAGUAAAUAAGUUUCGCAAGCCAAAGAUGGACCUACUACGUAUACGUAAUCUAACACUGCCAACGCCAGCCGCAACAACAAUUAUGUCCUCGUCAACAGCAACAACAGCAGCCUUGGCCGCAGCCAUGUCCAGCGCCACAGCAUCGACGCCAGCAACGCCAGCAACAGCAAUAGCAACAACAACAACAACAACGCCAAAUACAUUUUUUACAUACAGCAUACCAGGCAUGGACAUUGCGCCAGGACCAUUUAUAUUCACCUACGUUAGUGAAUUUUUAUCGCUUAUCACGCCCGAAGAAUUGCCGCUCGAUUCCAUACGCGAUGUGUUACACAAAAAUGUCAGCCUGGUUGAUUUCGCCUCCAAUGCCAUAAAAAUUGAAUCCGGUUUUAUAGCGUUGAUGAGCAUAUUCGCGAUAUUGGCACUGGUGCCGUUGAUUGCCACCUGCGCCUGGUGCUGUGGCCGCCGCAGCACACAGGACGAAGUGAAUGCCAUAAGCAAUGCACCGGUGAACAUACGCGACGAGUCGCUGGAGAAUAAUCUGCGUUGUCGCAAGAGCGCCGCACUGCUGACACUUUGGAUUGUGUUCAUAUUGCUAACGCUAAGCGACGUGAGCAUAUUUUAUGCCAACAGUCGCCUGUCCACGGGCAUUGAGAUGACGCCGGAGAUGGUCAAGGCGGCGGUGCACGAUGUGGAGGUUUUUCUAAAGGACACGCAUCUACAAAUCAAACACAAACUGGAUAAUGGCUUUCAUGUUUCCGUUGAGAAAGUCGUCAAAGACUUGGAAGACGUUGAUGUGCUGCUGGGCGAACCUAUUCAAGCGGAAAUAUCUGCACACACUGGCCUUGAGCUCGCCUAUGAUUCAUUGACAACACUUAGCCUGGCCAACGCAGAGCUCAUCUAUCGCGUGCUCAUGCUGCAGGAGACGGUCGGACGCGCCUUGAAGUUGUCCCAGGAGGCGGCCGCGCGCAUGGAGGAGCUGCAGAUACAGCUGUCCGUGCUGCAGCGGCAAUGCACGUACAGGGAUCGACCGCUAUGUGAUACGCUGCGUAUACGCAGUUUCGAAGAGAACGGCGUAGUCGAUGCACUAAAAACGCUGCAAGAGGACCAGAGUAUUUUUCGCAUGCGCUACUUGGGGGAAAUUGAAUUUGGUGCCACUGUCAAAAAUCUAACAUCGGAAGUUGGCGUCUCACGUUCUAUUUUCAGCAAUUUCCCGCAACAAGUUAAACACGAUACGGCUUACGAGCGAAACUACACACUGGAGCAAUUGGCAAGCAUUCGUCACAGGACAACGGCCAAUGCACAGCUGCUGACGUCGACAGUGAAUGCGCUGCUGGAGCGACUGCAGAGCACUUGGCCAACAUUGGAGCCGUCGUACAAUGAGAUGAAGCGUUGGGCCAACAGCUAUUGGAGUGUGGGCUGGAUAGCUGGUUUGCUUAUUGUCUGGGUCAUAAUAUUUUUGCUGAUGUCCUAUUGCUGCUUUAUCUGUGAAUCAAACACCAAGUCGGGCAUGGUCUUCUUCAUAGCCGUGCUCUUCAUAUGCCUCGGCAGCAUCGGCCUCAGCAUUUACGCCGUAAUCUCAUUGGCAAUUGGCGGUAAUUCGCAAGUGUUUCUGUGCCGCUCGCUCUACGGCCACAACUAUGAGCUGCUGGGUAAGCUGCUGGACAAGCCCGGCUAUGUCUAUGCCAGAGAACCGCAAACCGGCAUCAUUGGCGAGCUGCUGCGUCCCGCCGACGUUCGACGCUCUGUGGUCAACGUGCAGCUGGGCAGAGCGCUCAGGGGCUGUGAACAGAAUCAAGCAUCGUACAGUGUCUUUCAAUUGGAUGCGUUCGUUAAUACGACGAAAAUAGCCGAUUUAAAACAAUUCCCCAAAGUAUCAACGGCCAUUGAUGCAAUUUCCGUAUCGGAACGCACCAUGCUCUCAUUGACGCAGUCCAUACAAAAUAUACUCGAGAAUAUGCUGCAAACAUCCGCAUUCAAUUUGACCACAUACCGCAACAGUGUUGGUGCACCCACGCCCGAAAAGGAUUUGGCCACAUUUAUUGAUCAAAUGCAACGAGUUGCCCUGCAGAUUCAGGAUGUGGCCACCUCAUCACGCAUGACCACGCUGGGCAGUCGAUCUAAACGCUUGCAGGCAUCCAUUUUGCAGCCACUGGAGAAUUUACAAAACGAGAUUCUCUAUCAUCUGACAGCCCUCGAGCUGCAGCGUGAGCCCUGGGCCAAGCAGGUCAAUCAAACGCUCAAUCAUUUGAAGAACAUCCAAGGCUAUUUGGAGAACAAAGCCGGCGAGAUUUGUCACAAUCUGACGCGCGUCUACACAGAGCGCCUCAAGACUUAUUUGACUAGCAGCCGAGCCACUAUGGAAUCGCAGCUGGGAGACACCACCACCAAGUGUCGCCCCUUCUAUGAUACAUUCGAUGCUAGUCGCACUUUUCUGUGCCGCAAUCUGGUGGACUUUGUCAAUGGCCUGUGGUUCUUUGUAUUUCUAACGCUGCUGCUCUGGGCCAUUGGCACGCCAGUGGGACUCAAUUUGAUUACCAUACAGACGCGUUUGCAUGCCAUGGAAACGGCGCAUAAACGCAAAGGCAAAGGCAAGCCAAGACGCCAGCGCAGCGAUGGCAGCGAUAGAAGCGUGGAGCAGCAGCGUUCACGUGGCCGUAGCCAGCAGCAGCAGCGCGGACGCUCAAAGCAGCGCGCCAGCAAUGCCAGCAAGCGCGAGCAGCAGCGAGAACGCAGCACCAGCAGCACAGGACGUGUCAAGCCAGUACUACGACGCACUGCCACGGAGGAGACCUUGGACAUAGCUGAUGAUGACUCGACGCCCACCAGACAGUCGCCGCCACAGCAGCAGCAGCAGCACUCAACGCAGCGACCAUCGGAGCAGCGUGAGCUGGAGCGUGGACGAGAGCGGGAGCGUGAUCAGCGUAGUCGCGAGCGUGAGCUGAGUCGCGGACGUGAAAUGUCAAAUCUGAAUACGCCAAAUAGAAGAAAGUCAAGGGAGUCUCUAAACCACGAGGAUGACAAUUGGGGUUCAUCCAGUGCGCCCAGUCGUGCCAACUCCAAUGAGCGCGAGAGCAGUCAGUCUAGAAAGAUAAUCAACAUUUGGCAAUCGCGUAACAAAGUCAAGCCACCACUACGACGCCAGGGCACCGAGUCGUUUGACUUUGAGGAUGGCCCCGAAGACAAUGGCUGGAGUGCGCAGCAGAGCGCCAGUCCCGAGCCACGCCCCUCAGAUAAUCGUCGUCAGCCCACGGAUAAUCGCAAUCAAAUUCGUAAUAAACCCAAGCAACGAGCUGCGGAUAGAGCUGGCAGCGAGUCAGUGCGUCGUCCUGUGACUCCAGCGCUAAGCGUUAAUCCGGAUAUACCUGCGGCUGUGCCCAUGCCGCGCACGCCAAUGCGCUUGAAGAGCAAAGUGUCCUUGACCACGCGCGCAAUGCAGGAUAUUGUCAAUAGGCGGAGUCAGCGUCUAACGCGCUCGGGUACCGAUGAAUACGAUUUGGACGAAAGCGAUAUUUACGGUGCUCAGCAGGACGCUGACGCUGUAGCGAACGCACGUCGCACUCCGCCACGCGGAGCGCCGCCGCCACCGCCACCACCCGCCGCUGGCAUGAACAGAUCCGUGCGUUGGCAUGAGGCGGAAGUGGACUUUGAUUUUGUGGAUGUCGAUGCGCCGGUCGAACGAAAAUUAUAACUCUUAACUUUGAAUUAUUUAAUUGUAGUUUUUAAGCGACAUUUACAUUUUAUAUGCGAACAUUAUUUA
Messenger RNA from Drosophila busckii, 4128 nucleotides. RefSeq names its product prominin-2 (gene prom). The record is from RefSeq and is a predicted model, not a curated record. Gene Ontology annotation, cellular component: membrane. Bases 397 to 4059 code for a protein of 1220 amino acids. NCBI's taxonomy places the organism in Eukaryota, Metazoa, Arthropoda, Insecta, Diptera, Drosophilidae. The transcript has 20 exons.